Messenger RNA from Salvelinus fontinalis (brook trout), 4224 nucleotides. Its product is annotated as sodium- and chloride-dependent GABA transporter 2-like. NCBI's taxonomy places the organism in Eukaryota, Metazoa, Chordata, Actinopteri, Salmoniformes, Salmonidae. Gene Ontology annotation, biological process: sodium ion transmembrane transport. Gene Ontology annotation, cellular component: membrane. The transcript has 15 exons. The coding region runs from base 368 to 2278 and encodes 636 amino acids. The record is from RefSeq and is a predicted model, not a curated record.
UUUCCUAGUUCCGAAUAGCACGUGAACGCGGCAAAUGUACAGGCUACUCUUCGGAAUUAGGUAGGCUAAAAUAACCGCGGUUGUUUUACAUGAACACUUGCCGAAGGGGACUUUACAUCUCUCGUAAUCCUUGUGAAAUGCUAAAUGUUGUCCACGAAAAACGCAUUGUUUUUAGGCUAUUUAUUUGUGUGGUUUCAUUUGCGCUGUGCACUGUUGUAUGGUGUAUGAAAGUUUUCGCUUACCGUACCAAAUGAAACCUGAUUAUUAUAAAUGAUUAACGCAGUAAUUCUAAAGUUCACCGUUUACAUAUGUUCACAUAACUAUUUGUGUUGCCCGUGAGGUGUGUUAUGAAUGGCACAAGGAAGGCAUGUUGUGGAGAUCCGUCUCUACAUUCAUUGUAGGCUAUCAUACCAGGAGUGUGUGUGUAUCUCUACCGGAUCCCGCCAUGUCGACCCAGCCUGCUCCGGAGCAGGGAGUUGUGUUGCUGAACAGUGGCCUGCACAUGAAGAGCAAGAAGGGGCUGGAGGCCGGGAAAGUGGAAGGCCUGCAGGCCCGGGGCCACUGGGCCAACAAGGCAGAGUUCCUGCUGGCUGUGGCGGGACAGAUCAUAGGCCUGGGCAACGUGUGGAGAUUCCCCUACCUGUGCUACAAGAAUGGAGGAGGUGUGUUCUUUGUGCCCUACUUGUUGUUUCUGGUUCUGUGUGGUGUUCCUCUCUUCCUGAUGGAGACCUCUCUGGGUCAGUAUACCAGCCUGGGAGGGGUCAGCGCCUGGAGGAGCAUCUGCCCGCUGUUCGGAGGUCUGGGUUUUGCCAGUCAGGUGAUGAUCCUCCAUGGGUGUGUGUAUUACAUUGUGGUCCUGGCUUGGGCUCUCUUCUACCUGGUCCACAGCUUCCAGUCAGAGCUGCCCUGGGCCCACUGCAACAACACCUGGAACACAGAUACCUGUGUGUUGUUUGACUGUCAGAACCUCACUUCUGGGACCAGCCUACCAGAGAACGCUACCUCACCUGUCAUCGAGUUCUGGGAGCGGGAGGUCCUGCAGCUGUCCAGUGGACCAGAUGAGCUGGGGCAAGUCAGCUGGAGGCUGGCUCUGUGUCUGCUGCUAGUCUGGGUCGUCUGCUACUUCUGUGUGUGGAAGGGGGUCAAAUCCACUGGCAAGGUGGUCUACCUUACCACCACGUUCCCCUACUUGAUGCUGGCCAUCCUGCUGGUACGUGGCAUCACCCUGCCUGGAGCUGCCCAGGGCAUCGUCUACUAUCUCAAUCCCAACAUCACCCGCCUGGCAGACCCACAGGUAUGGAUGGAUGCGGGGACUCAGAUAUUCUUCUCUUAUGGCAUCUGUCUGGGGAGCCUUACCGCCCUGGGCAGCUACAACAAAUACAACAACGACUGCUAUAAGGACUGUUUUUCCCUGUGCCUGCUGAAUAGUGUCACCAGCUUCCUGGCAGGCUUUGCCAUCUUCUCUGUGCUAGGCUUCAUGGCUCAGGAGCAGGGUGUGGACAUCGCAGAUGUGGCCCAGUCAGGCCCUGGGCUGGCCUUUAUAGUGUACCCUCGGGCUGUAGCCAUGAUGCCUCUCCCUCAGCUGUGGGCUGUGUGCUUCUUCCUCAUGAUCAUCAUGCUGGGGCUGGACACACAGUUUGUGAGCCUGGAGGCCCUGAUGACCUCUGUGACUGACCUCUACCCUACGGUGAUCCGGCGGGGUUAUCGACGAGAGCUACUGCUGCUGAUGGUGUGUGUCGUCUGCUUCCUGGUUGGCCUGGUCAUGGUCACCCCGGGUGGUCUCUAUGUGUUCCAGAUCUAUGACCACUACUCCUGUAGUGGGGCCAGUCUGCUGCUCCUGUCCAUCUUCCAGUCGGUGACCGUGGGCUGGGUUUACGGGCCUGACAGGUUCAAUGACAACAUUAAGCACAUGAUUGGCUACAGCCCGCUGCCCUUCUUCAAGCUGUGCUGGCGCUACCUGACGCCAGCCUUGUGCACGGCGACGUUUGUGUUCUCCUUGGUGUGCUGGUCCCCUCUGUCCCUGGGGAAGGGCAUAGUAGCCCCGGGGUGGGCCACAGCUCUGGGAUGGCUCCUCACCCUCUCCUCUGUCUCCCUGCUGCCCCUCUGUGCACUUUACGCCCUUGCCACCACCCCCGGCAGCCUAACACAGCGUUUCCGCCGGCUGUGUCGUCCUGCCCCCGACUCCAAUUUGGCCAUGGACCACCGGACCACCUCUCUCACCUUUGAACCCUGUCUGGCUCUCACUGCCAGAAAUCCAAUGAGCCAAUCGCAGACGUGAUCUAGGUACGACCACCCUGGGUUUAGCCAAUACGGUUUCUGCGCACCAAUGGGACGGAUCAGAAUCAGGGGUCAUGGGAUGUUUCUAUGGAGAUGGGAAGGCCUCUGCCCCUCUGUUGUGUUCUCACUGGUAAAUGGAGACAGGAUGGUGGUUGAAACUGUGAUGGAAUCCAGCCUGUAUGCUGUUGGGCCUGGGAUAUGUGGACCGGGCUUAGUGACAUGCCGCUAACUGUGUGUAUUUUUGUGAAUGAAGGAGAAGGGGAGGGGGGAAAGAGAGGGAAAUUACCUCGUCAUAAUUUCAGUCAGACUAGCCAAUGGUUUCUGACUGGACUAUUUUGAUCAGGUCUGAAAUGGUACCCUAUUCCCUCCCUAUAUAGUACACUAUUACUUUUAACCAGGGCCGCUAGGGCUCUGGUCAAAAGUAGUGCACUAUGUAGGAAAUAUGGUGCCAUUUCAGAGUCUGUAAUUGGCUAAUUGAGUUAAGGCAUUAAGUGAAACUGUUUACAGAAAAUGAGAAAUCUGGACUGGAAGUAGUGAAAAAAAUCAUACCUUAAAAGAUCUUUUCUCCUUUUUGCUAUUUAUUGCGUUGAACAAUGAAAUAAUGAAUCAAGUGAAAUGAAUGCAAUAGUACCAUGUUGAAAACAUAAGUAAUAAUCAGAGAGACAUACUAUACACUGAGUGUACAAAACUUCAGGAACAUCUGCUCUUUCCAUGACAGACUAUCCAGGUGAAUCCAGGUGAACGCUAUGAUGACUUAUCGAUGUCACUUGUUAAGUCAUAGUACCUAAACUGUUUGUGUAAACAUGUAUACGCAGGGCCCAGCUGUAAAAGAGACCUCGGUCUCAGUGUGUGUUCCUUGUUGAGAUAAAGGUAUAAUAACAGUAAGUCCACGUCAAUCAGUGUAGAUGAAGGAGAGGCGGCAGGUUAAAGAAGGAUUUUUAAGCAUUGAGACAUGGAUUGUGUAUUUGUGCCAUUCAGAAGGUGAAUGGGCAAAACAAAAUAUUUGAAGUGCCUUUGUACUGGGUAGGGUAGUAGUAGGUGCCAGGCACACCGGUUUGAGUCUCAAGAACUGCAACGCUGCUGGGUUUGUCACGCUCAAUAGUUUCUCGAGUGUAUCAAAAAUGGUCCACCACCCAAAGGACAUCCAGCCGACUUGACACAACUAUGGGAAGCAUUUGCGUCAACAUAGGCCAGCAUCCAUGUGCAACGCUUUCGACACCUCGUAGAGUUCAUGCCCUGACGAAUUGAGACUGUUCUAAAGGGCAAAAGGGGGUGCAACUCAAUAUUAGGAAGGUGUUUUGUACUCUCAGUGUAUAGUAGGAACUCCGACAUACGAACAUGUCAGGAAUGGAGGUCCUUCAGAACACUGAAAUGUCCGUAGCUUUGCAAUUCACUUUAAAAACCUCAUCAAACCUUUAUAGAAUAUAUUGAUUUAAUAUAUUUUUAUAUAAAUUAUUUGUUAUAGAAAAUAUAUACAUGUAUAUAUAUUUGUUUUACAUGUGUUUUCUAAUCAUUUAUCUAGAUACUGUAAUAAUAUCUGAUUUUGUUUUUUAGACCAUGUAAACAACAUUUAAAUUUUACAGAAGUUCCCAGUUUCAUAUUGCCCGUUCGGUUGACUGGUCAAUCCGUAACUCUGAGGCUCGUAUCUUUGAGGUUCUACUUUAUGUAAUCUAAUGGCAUAAUGUAAGGUCUUCAAUCAUGUGAAAAUCCCUGUAACUAUUUUCUUGUUCUACAGUAUGUGACAACUGUGGCUAAUCAUGACCCAAUGUGUUCUAUUUUACUUCUCAAAGCUGCUGGAAACGUACACUGUCAUCUCGGUGUACAAAUUGGGAGCCAUGGAUAUGACACUUUAUAUUUCAGUAACGUGUUUCUUUGAUUUACUUUCUCAUUGAAAUCAUGAUAAAAAAAACAAACAUGCUUGUGUUGUAUUAAACAAGUGUGUGCAUA